CGUCAACUCCGGCUCCCGCGCGAGAUCGAGCUAGCGUUUGGGGUUCUCGAGACCGGCUGCCAUGGCGACAGAGCAAGAGGCGGAGAACUACACGGUGGAGGACCUUGUGGCCCUGAAUCCGUACAACCCCGACAUCCUCAACGACCUUGAGAAGUUCGUCAACGAGCAAGUUGCGUCUCAAACAUAUAACUUGGAUGCAAAUCUCAGCCUUCUUCGCCUGUACCAGUUUGAGCCAGGAAGGAUGAGCAUACAUAUUGUGGCCCACAUACUGAUCAAGGCUCUCAUGGCAAUGCCGGCCCCUGACUUCAGUCUUUGCUUAUUCUUAAUUCCUGAACAUGUGGUAUGAAAAAUUACAUCCUGCACUUUUAGUUCAAUAGUAUCAGAGGUGCUGUGUAGACCUGCAAUACAGUGUGUUUAAUUGAGGCUUGUGUGUGAUUAAUGUGCACAAUAUCCAAUAUUUAUAAAUAUUUGGUAAAGAAGCCCCCACAUCCAUGCUUGAAUAUAUAUUGUGCUCUGCGAGUUUGAAAAUUUGCAGGAAGCAGACUAGUCUCGCAAAUGUCACAGAUGCAGAGAUUCCAUACAGGAGCUGUCCUGUUGCCUUUACAUUUUUUGGCUGCAUUAUUUUGUCAGCAUGUUUAGUCUACUUGUCUGUGUCUUUGUUUCAGCAAAUGGAAGAGCAAUUCAAGGCAUUGAUAGUUCUUUCUCACUAUCUAGAGACUGCUAGGUUCAGGCAGUUUUGGGAUGACGCAGCAAACAACCGCCACAUAUUGGAAGCAGUUCCAGGUUUUGAGCAGGCAAUCCAAUCCUAUGCAAUUCAUGUACUUUCCUUGACAUACCAGAAAGUUCCAAGGCAUAUUCUUGCAGAGGCAAUCAACAUUGAAGGUCUCGCUUUGGACAAGUUUCUUGAGUACCAUGCUGCGAACUCAGGUUGGGUAAUUGAGAAGGGUGGGCAGUCUCAAGUGAUUGUUCUUCCACGCAAUGAGUUCAAUCACCCCCAGCUCAAGAAGAACACAGCUGAUACCGUUCCAUUUGAGCACCUAACACGCAUAUUCCCUGUUCUUAGCUGAUUCAGGCGUAGUGAGAGAUAUACAAUAGAACUCAGAGCGAGUGAAGCUUCUCUAAGCAAUUGUAUCAUCUCCUUUGUGGUAUACCGUAUUUUAAGAUCUCGGUAUACCUGUUCUUUUUUAUGGCUGAAUUGGUACCUGCAACUUGGUUUUUACUAUAACGAAAUGACCAGUUAUGAGAUUGGUCGGCCCU
Messenger RNA from Zea mays, 1257 nucleotides. RefSeq lists its product as uncharacterized. The record is from RefSeq and is marked provisional. The coding region runs from base 492 to 1067 and encodes 191 amino acids. Gene Ontology annotation, molecular function: translation initiation factor activity; ribosome binding. Lineage: Eukaryota; Viridiplantae; Streptophyta; Magnoliopsida; Poales; Poaceae. The transcript has 7 exons. Gene Ontology annotation, cellular component: eukaryotic translation initiation factor 3 complex; cytoplasm. Gene Ontology annotation, biological process: regulation of translational initiation.